Molecule: messenger RNA, 850 nt
Organism: Esox lucius (northern pike)
Lineage: Eukaryota; Metazoa; Chordata; Actinopteri; Esociformes; Esocidae
Gene: srp9
Product: signal recognition particle 9
Exons: 3
Coding region: 116-370 (84 amino acids)
Biological process (GO): SRP-dependent cotranslational protein targeting to membrane; negative regulation of translational elongation
Cellular component (GO): signal recognition particle, endoplasmic reticulum targeting
Molecular function (GO): 7S RNA binding
Source: RefSeq, a predicted model, not a curated record
GUAUAUAUCGGUCCUUUCUACCUGGUACGCUGAUGUGGUUUUUACGAAGUUAGCAAAGCCUGAAGACUGAUUUAAUACUUUUUCUCUUAUAUUUUAAAUCUUAUUCACAAGUAUUAUGCCUUAUUAUCAAACAUGGGAAGAGUUUGCAAGAGCAGCAGAAAAACUAUAUUUGACAGAUCCAAUGAAGGUCAGGGUCGUUCUUAAAUACAGACACUGUGAUGGUAACCUUUGCAUUAAAGUCACAGAUGAUGCAGUGUGUUUACAAUACAAAACGGACCAGGCCCAGGAUGUGAAAAAGAUUGAGAAACUGCAUGGCAAACUGAUGAGGCUUAUGGUGUCCAAGGAAAGUGGAGCCAUGGAAACGGACUGACAUUUUUACUGUUAGUUGUGUUAACUCUUCUUUGAGUCUGGACUGUGGUGUGUCAGUGGCACAAACAAUGGAAGAGAAGGGAACUGGAACGUGACAUUGGAUCAUGAGAGCGGGAAUGGAUGGGAUAAGUUGGAGGAAUUUGGAAGGUUGGUGGGAAUCAAAAAUGAAAUGGGGAGCAUAACUGUUGCUGCUCUUAAGGGGGAUUUGCUGGAGCUCUUUUAAAGAGCUUGUAUUUAUUUUCAGUUUAAAGAUGGACUAAAACCAGAUACAGACUCACAUGUUUAUUUGCGUCUAUGGUUAGGUUUUCAUUUUAUAUCUUAGGUUUUUCGUUUUUAUUUCCACAUGGGGAAAUGUUCCAUGUACCAUGUUGAAGUGAACAUGAAUGAAAAAGGCCAUUUGGAUUUCAACACAAAACUCCAAUGCGAUUUAGUAAAUUUUAGCAAAUUCUGGAUACUCAAUAAAUGUUUGUUUGCACCAUGA